AUGGCAAUUAAUAGUGUUAAUGCUACUCGUUCUUCAAAUUUUGUUAUUGGUUCAGAGGCGCGAGUUUUUGCUGGUCAUAUUAAUGAUUUAAAUGAUUUUUAUUUAUAUACAUCAUGGUCGUACAAGAAAGUAUUUAAUCUUGCUCCACAAUUUACUGAAGCAUUUUCGAAAGAAUCAACAACAUCUGCACAAUUAAAUGAAACAUUUCAUGUAGGUGAUUAUUGUGCAUGUACAAUAAAUGAUAAAGAUUGGGAUCGUGGUGUAAUUCGUCAAUUAGAUUCAAAUGGUUUUGCAACAAUUUAUCGAAUAGAUUAUGGUGAUGUACAACGUAUUCGUGUACAAUUUCUUCUGCGAUUGCAGGAGUGGAUGUUUCAAACAUACCGUCUGGCUCAUCAUUGUACAUUAUCAAAUAUAAUUAAACCAAUAAAUGGUUGGCCAUCAAAUGUUAUUGAUGAAUUUCGUGCACAAUUAAAUAGAUCAAAUCUUUAUGCACGAUUUCUCAAUUAUAAUGAAAUAAGAGAAAUAUCAGAAGUUGAAAUAAGAGUAAAAGGAUCAACAAAAACAGUAAAUAAAGAUUUUGAACGAUAUCAAAUGGAACGAUCAGUAGUACAAAUAAAUGAUCAACAUGUUUAUCAAAAUAUUUCGAUGGAAAUAUUAGAUUGUACUCGACCAAAUGAAAUUUGUAUGCUUUAUUAUAUAAGUCCAACUCGUUUUUAUGUUUAUCUUAAAGAAAAAUUUGAUUCUCAUACAAGUUUUCAAAUCGAUUUACAAAAAUCUAUGCAAAAUCUUCAUACAUUAUCAUCACCGGUGAAAUAUCAAGUAAUUGCUGUACAAGAUAGUCGUGCUUUAUGGCAUCGUGCUGUUAUAUUAGAUGUGCGAGAUAAUUUAUCAAACAUCUGUGUUUAUGUUUUUGAUAUUGGUCACAUAGAAUGCAUUACAAUAAAUGAUAUUCGUCAAUUACCACAAGAAUUUCUAAGUAAACCAGCAUUUGCUAUUCCAUGUCGUUUAUAUAAUGUAUGUCCAAUUAAUGGUAAUGAACAAUCAAUAUGGAAAUUAGAUGAUAAAGUCCAUGAUAAAUUUAUUAGACUUAUGGUUAAUACUGUUAAUUGUAAAGUAUGUUCAAAACAAGAUAAAAUAUGUUAUGAUGUUGAAAUUGAUAUUCCUAAAGUAGGAGAUCUCGGUGCAUUUCUUAUUAAUAACAAUUUGGUUUCUCAUGCAACAAUGGGCUAUUCUCCACGUUCAAAUUUUAGUUCUGGUCAACCACCACAACAAUCACUUGUACGACCACAAUUUCUUUCAUAUGGAAUACCUCCUUCAAGAGAACGACAACAACAAUAUAGACCUACACAACAACUUGAAUUUUAUAAUAAUCAAAAUACUAUGGUACAACAAUUACAAACUCGCACAUUCAAUACGGGAUUCCAAAAUACUACUGCUCAACAAUCUUCGAGUACAUUAUCAUCUAUUGGUUCAUUAUUGACUAUUGGCACUUAUGAUGGAUAUUAUAUAAUAACAAAAAUUCGUAGUGUAGCUGAAUUUUAUGGUCUUUCUCAGAAUCGUCAACAUGAAUUUGAAGUUCUAUCUAAAGAACUUGAACAAUAUUAUAAUAAUUCUGUUAAUAAUCAAUCAUUAACUGUACCUGUUAUUUUGGAUGGUACACCAUGUGUUAUCGAACAACAUGAUAAAUAUUAUCGUGUUAUAAUAAAACAUCGUGAAAAUGGAUCAAAAGUAUUAGUUAAAUUAAUUGAUUGUGGUGAUGAAAUUGUUGUUGAUACAUCAGAAUUAUUACAAAUUGAUAAAAAUUUUUGUACAAUAUCAGCAUUUGUUCAAACAUUUUAUUUACAUGGUUAUGAUGAAUCGCAAAAUUCGGUAAAUAUAACACGUAAUUUGAAAAAGUUAUUACUUAAUCAGUGGGUUCAUAUUGCACAACAAGGAUUAAUAUUGAAUGGACGUUAUGGUGUUCAUGUUACAUUAUGUGAUAAUCGAUCGGUCAACAAAAUGCUUUUAUCCAAUUAG
Messenger RNA from Rotaria sp. Silwood2, 2016 nucleotides. Lineage: Eukaryota; Metazoa; Rotifera; Eurotatoria; Philodinida; Philodinidae. The record is from the annotation of a GenBank genome assembly.